GCUCCGGAGCCAUCGCGCCUGCCCGGCCGGCGGCGGAGCUCGGCUACAGGGGGAGGGGGGUGGGGGGGCGGCUCGGCGGCGGGUCUGCGGGCCGGGCGGGCCCCAUGGGCGGGUGUGUGGGUUCCCAUCACGACUCCUCGGGCAGCCUUAACGAGAACUCGGACGGCACCGGAGUUGCUCUCGGUCGUAAUCAGCCCUUGAAAAAAGAGAAACCAAAAUGGAAAAGUGAUUACCCCAUGACGGACGGACAGUUGCGCAGCAAGAGAGACGAGUUCUGGGACACAGCGCCAGCUUUCGAAGGUCGCAAGGAGAUUUGGGAUGCCCUCAAGGCUGCUGCACAUGCUUUCGAGAGCAAUGAUCACGAACUGGCACAAGCAAUCAUUGAUGGUGCAAACAUAACACUACCACAUGGUGCUCUUACAGAGUGUUACGAUGAACUGGGCAACCGGUACCAGCUUCCCGUCUACUGCCUCGCCCCACCUAUCAACAUGAUAGAGGAGAAGGGUGAUCUGGAGACUCUGGAUAUUCCUGAUCCCCCACCCAAUUCAGGACACGAAUGCCAGCUCCGUUUGCGCCUGUCCACAGGCAAAGACCUCAAACUCAUGGUCCGCAGCAUGGACACGGUGUACCACAUGAAGAGGCGGCUGCAUGCAGUGGAGGGAGUGGAGCCCGGAAGCCAGCGCUGGUUCUUCUCAGGCAGGCCACUGGCAGACAAAAUGAAACUGGAGGAGCUGAAAAUCCCAAAGGACUACGUGGUGCAAGUCAUCGUGAGCCAGCCCUUAGCAAAUCCCACCCCGGUGGAAAACUGAUUUCUGUUUCUUGUUUAUUGAUUCUUCUAGCCUCCAUCUCUGUCAUGGGGUUUGUUUUCACUGCCCCCUCUUCUUUUGGUUUGUCCUGCUAAUGGCUUAGUUCCAAGAAAUGACCAGCAAAAAUUCCAUCUGUGAUGGAGAGCUGCAAAAACAAAACAUGAAAAUGUAAACUGGCCUUCAGGGUUUGCCUGAUUUCAUAUUUAACACAACAGCAAGCAGCACAGGGCAAGGGCAAAGGAAAGAGCGGGAAGGGAAGAGAGAGGAGGUACAAAGAGGGAGAGAGGAGAUUGUUGUUCACUUAAACAAUACAAAUACGUAGCGAUUCUUCAAACUGUAGGUGGUGUCCUGAUCCAUGGAACCAGAGCAACAGAGAGCACUUCUAUUUAAAAAUCAAAACAAAACCUUCAUCAGUUGAUAACAUUUUGUAUCAGCACCACGUACAGUUCAUGCAAGAAUCUCAGCUGCUCUGGGUAGGUCCUGUGCUGCCUGUUAUCAGGGAUCCUUUCUGGUUUGACCUAGCUCCUGGGCUUUACCCAGGCUCUGCCAAGGCACAGCCAGCCCUGGGCAGUGGAGCUGGCCUGGGGGCUCAAGUUCCUGGUGAUGCUCAGACCAAGCAAUUGUACAUUCCAAGGUGGCAACGCAGUCCUGUGCCAUUGCGGGCUCCUGAGCUGGGAAGACAGCCCACCGGAGCCUUAGGCAAUAACUUAGUCAAUGUAUACUCUCUUGUACUGUACUGUACUGUAAGCUUACUUGCUACCAGACUGACUUAGCCUGAAGCUUACAGGCUCACGGGCACCUGAGCAUGUGCCUGUUGAAUUCCUGUAUAUCACUUGGAUCAUUAAAACAAGCUGUGAACAGGCUAGCUGAGGGGAAUGAUGUGCUGGUCUGUGCUUAAGUGUUAGGUGCAUCACCUUUGUCAAAUGGCAUUGUGGUAGGUUCAGGUUAAAGUGCAGUUACACCCAGAUGCAAUGGAUUGCAGCUUCCCCUGCUCAGUUCCUAGAGGUCACAAAGCCUAGAAGAUGGUGAGGAGGACAUGACAGCAGGUGUUUUUCAGCUUUUUGUGUGAAUGUCUUUUGCAGCAGCAGUCUUCUAGCCUUGGGGACUCUAACCAGGACCACUGGAGGUAUCCUCACCAGCAUGCACCCACAGCCCUGAGCAUAACAGUGGGGUUUCACAGCCAGUGCUUUCCCUUCAGAAUGUAACAGGAGCUCUCUCAGUAAAUCACAAAUUCUUUUGUACUCUCAAAAAUCUGAAUCAGAGCAUAUUUGGGGGUGAGAGAUCCAACUGCUUAUUCCUUCCAAGAUGCUCUCUGUGUUCCUUUGGCUGCUCUGCACCCCUGUCUGGUAAUGCCUUUGGUUGAGAUCAAGCCUUUUGAACACAAUUUCUAGUUUUCUUGGGUUUUGGGUUUUUUUUCAACCAGAUUUGAAAUAACUUCUUCCAAAGUCAAAUAUGCUAUUCAGGUGCGAAUAGCUUGUUUUUGUGGGUUUCUGUCUUCCCUCUCUGAAUCAAUGGUCUGAAGCUACAGUUGUCCCAGCUCUUUCUCAUCUACUAGAGAAACUGGUGGGUUGCAGGGACAAUUUUAAACUAGUUACUUUUGCUUCUUCAUUAAUUCCCUACAACUCAGUUUCUGGGACUCAAAGGGAGUUCUUGCUCCAUGAGCAUCAGGAGAGAGCCAAAAUUGAUCAGUGGUCAGUUGUACAAUAUCAUGAGGCUUUCCUAGCAGUUGGAAGCAGGCACAGAAUUUACAUUGAUGGUUGGAAAACAGAUCCACAUGUGAUACUCAUCUCCAACCCUACUCCAAAUAAAUAGAGCUUUCUUGUUGCUCCCUGUGUUGUACUAAGCCUAUGGUUUUCUGACAGCUCCUUUAGACCCACUUUGGUACAGGUUAACUGAAGUGCAGUGGCAGAGCUGUAUAAAAGAAAAUUAGUUCCCUGUUCUUGUAAACAACAAAGUGACUUGGUUUUCUUCUUUUCUUCUAAAAGAUUAACUCAAAGCUGAUAAAUGCUAAUCUGUAACAAAAGGUUUUUAUUGUAGAAGGUUUCUUUUAAGACAAAUCUGAUUUCCUAUACUGUAUUUUUGCCACCAAGAUCUUUUGCAUUCCACAAGGGAAAAAAGUACUUGGUCUAUAAAUAGCUCAAAGCUCUCUUGGAUUUUUGCUGGCAAAGGAUGGUUUCAUGCCAGAAAGACACUGCUUGUCCAUGAGGCAUAAAUUACAUCUCUGUGUUAAUGGUCUUUAUGAUGUCCUUUCCCUGGAAGCCCUUAUGGAAGGGGGAGAUUGUGAUAAAGGAGGAGCAAACCAGGGUAACAGCUCUGUAACUGUGAACACUACAGUGCAUACAACUAUUUUCCUUUUUUCUUUCUUUUCUUAAGGAUACAAUUUGAUGAUUAUUUUUCUCUUUUUCUAUUUUCAUUCAGAUAAUUGCACUGGCUUUGAGAUUACAGUGUGUAGGGUCAGGGAGAGCUCCUCCUUUCCCUCUCCCCACUCUGAGUUGGAAAAGGUUCAGUUUUAUUAUGCCAUUACAGAUGACUAUGUUUUAUAUUAAUUGCUUUUAUGUUGGGCAGCAAGGUGAGCUGAAGGCCAAAUUGUGAGUGGGCUUUGAGUAGAAAGAGAAUUGGUUCAUUAAAAUACUCUUUUCUCUAACAGCCCCUCCUUUCCCCCUCCUGUCCCUUAAGCACAUAUGUAUAACUGGAAAAAUUCAGUGAUAAAAUACUUUCAUAAUUGAAAGACCUUUCAUCCUCUUCUGUACAAAAUGACAGGUGAGCACGGACCCUGCUGGAGACAGGAAACAAAUUUUACAGGAUUUGGUUUAGGAAAGAUUUCUUAAGUUUCAAAACAGGUAACUUAAUACUGGUAAUGAAGGCAUACAGGCAUACAGCAUGUUGAGUAACAUAUCCCAUGUGUGUAACUAGAGGUUGCAAUUUCCCUUGAGAGAAGAGUGAUUUCCAUUUCUGAAAUGAAUUGUCUUUGUCCUGCAAGAUGGUCUUGGCUAUAAACACCACUGCAGGGGAUUGGGCUGGGGCUCCCGUGGGACUCAAGUGGGUUCCUGGGGCACAGUGGGGCUCCCCACAUGCCCUAGAGAAGGGAGGGAAGGAGGAAGAGGAGACUCAUUUAAUGGACCAGUGGAGUAGGCUUGGCUGGAGUGAGACUGACCAAGUGUUAAACUGCUGCUGAGCUGACAGCCCUGGUGAGGAUUGGUGCCAGUCUGCAUGGUGGGUGCUGCUCACAGCAAGGAUGGGUAGAAGCAUUCUGGUGUGGCCAUCUUUCUUUUGCAGGGAGAGUGUGUUGAGCUUGGGCUCAGUGCUGCUGGCAGCAUGGCCAGGGCUGCCUCUCGGCCUGCCAGUUGGUGUGCUGCCAGCACCAUGGGGUGUCUUGGGCAUAGCUGAAGCAACACAACAGGUUUUUUAACACACAGCCAUGAACUGCAAUGCCAAGCACAGACAAGUGAGGAGUAAUAGGACUUUUUAUUAGGCCCAUCAGCCCUUUGUGUCAUUCCUGAUUAGCUCUGGCUAUGAACUGUUGCCAGUAGAUAACUUUUUUUACCAUGUUAGUGACAGUAAUCACGUCUGUUUGACGUGAUUCAGAUUUUUAUACUCCUUAUUGCUGCAUCUGCCUGACCCAGAAGUAAUAACACAGUGAAAGUCCCCACUCCUCAACAGCUUGAAGGGCAGAGAGACACAAAAACAUGUAGUCUCCUGGGGUGACAGAGCUCCAAGAAAGCCCCAGAUGCUGUAGAUCCAUUGCUUGGUGCACUGCAGAAGGAUGUUCACACUCAUCUUCCACAAUGAAGUGACAGCUGCUCCUUCAGAGCAUCCAGCUCCCAAAAGUUUCACCUUGGCUCUUUGUGCCCCUCAAUUUAUUGGUGCAGAAAACACAGCUUGAAAUAGCUGUGCAGCAAGAACUGGUUUAGUUUUCUGAAAGCCUUUUCUUCUCUGCAUCUGGAAAGUGUUUCUGAAAACUAAAUGAUGUGAGUCACCAGUGUAGUAAGUUGAGUUUUCGAAUAGACACCCCAAUGCUAAAAGUAGUAACAACAGCCACAACAAACAUUUCCCCAGGAGGAGCCAAACAAAACCCAGCUCCUCUUUGCCUUCCACAUAAAGUUCCUAAGUGGCUUUGGGGAGGGGAGAAUGGGGAUUCAUUGGAGCAGCAAGGCAACACAUGGCAAUGUCCAUAACCUUUGGUAAAGCAGAUGGCUGAUUGAUAAGAUAUUGCUGUAGUAUGACAUGCUUCUGCAUAUAUAUCUAUUGUUAGUAAAUAAUGUAAAAACCUUUUAAAAACUAUUAAAAAAAGACUGUUUGUUACAAUGGUGGGAUGCUUUUAGCCAUGGAUUUUUGAAAGCAUUUUUGCUGUGUUAAGUGUUGACAGACUGAAUGCUGUACGUUUCUCCAUUUCUAUCUUCUUCAGAAGCAAAAGUGGUAGCUACAUUUCUGACUCUUGACGUCUACUUUACAAACUCUUUUCUAUGUCACUGUACAGACAUCCAAGACCCUGCACCUUAUGCAGAGAAUGUUUACAUUAAAAAAAUCUGUUGGCUUUUUCACUGCGCUGCUCACUCCUGUUCUGUUGUAUUGUCAGUAGUCUCUGUUAAAGGGGCUGCUUCUCCUUUGCCCUUCGCCAGUUCCCCUGUAAUUCUGGCUCCCUCCUGGAUGAUGACUGCCAGCUCUUGGACAGCUUGUGCUCUCCUGGAGCAGGAUGUAGAGCUGUUGGAGAAAGGUGUUUGAGCAGACUUGCUUUGGAUGGGGGGGAUGAACUCCCUGAGAAGAAAUGUGCUUUAAACCCACUGAAGAUGUUGGUGGUCUGCCUUGCAAGUGAACUGAUCUAGGAAGCCUUGGAGUUAUACUUCCCAGCAACCGUGCGUCUGUCUUCUCCCAAAGAAGAUGAAUGUCGUGCUAUUACAUCCACAGCUACAAACACUUCUGUUGGUUAAUGACUGUAUAUACAAGUCUGCCUGCUUUAAGACUUUACCUUUCAUCAAGUGUUUUUGAUUGAGCUGUUCUUCAAAUGGCUCUCCUCUUCUGUAUUUCAUCCGCUUAGAUACUCUUGUAGCCAUGGGGUGUUGCUCUUGUUCAUAGGAGAUAGAGCUACAGCUCUCCUUCCAGGGGAGGUCCAUGCCACUGAGCCUACAAAAGUCAACUAGUUGGAAAAUGAGAUGUUUUAACCAGCGGGCUUCUUAUAUGGACUUGGAGACUUCUAAGAAACGUGUCCACUGGACUCUCCAUGAAAACAGAUGUUCAUGCCCUCCAAGCAGGACAGCUUGUUGGGUAUUUAUGCUCUUAACUCUGUAUUUGUGUAUUUACAGACAAAGACCAUUUGAUCAGAGCCAUGGGGCAAAUAGAGAGCUUAAAAUCCUGACUCCUGCCUUAAAACUGUUUAGUUUAUCUCGAGCUCCAAAAAUUCUGUACCUGCUUGUUCCCAAGUCCCAUUUUUCCUCUAGGAAAUUUGAAUCCAGUGAAUGGCUGGAGACAGUCUAAGGAAAUUUAAAACCACAUAAAUUUUAGCUGAUGGCUUAUUAAAACAACUAACUGGUCUCUUAUUAGAAACCCUAUCUGUGCCUCUCAAGUCCAGGGAAUGUUGAAAAAGUGGAGGUGGCUUUGGAGCAAUGAUUGAAAUGACUCUUAGCCGGCAACUUGUAAUACACUUUCACAUGCUCUGAGCAAGAGACUUUGGUUUGUGUCCUCUCUGCCUCAUGGUAAUGGCUUUCAAAGAUGGCUGGUACCAUCAAAUUUGUACUUCUUGAAUAAAUAUCUUCAUUUUUAUGGUAAAA
Molecule: messenger RNA, 6571 nt
Organism: Neopsephotus bourkii (Bourke's parrot)
Lineage: Eukaryota; Metazoa; Chordata; Aves; Psittaciformes; Psittacidae
Gene: UBTD2
Product: ubiquitin domain containing 2
Exons: 3
Coding region: 105-809 (234 amino acids)
Molecular function (GO): protein binding
Source: RefSeq, a predicted model, not a curated record